Messenger RNA from Colletes gigas, 1092 nucleotides. It is a transcript of the gene Prosalpha3, whose product is annotated as proteasome subunit alpha type-4. Gene Ontology annotation, cellular component: cytosol; proteasome core complex, alpha-subunit complex; proteasome core complex. Gene Ontology annotation, biological process: ubiquitin-dependent protein catabolic process. The record is from RefSeq and is a predicted model, not a curated record. The transcript has 3 exons. Lineage: Eukaryota; Metazoa; Arthropoda; Insecta; Hymenoptera; Colletidae. Bases 137 to 910 code for a protein of 257 amino acids.
UAGCAAUAAACCUCUAGUCACCACACUGUGUCCACACAAUUAAUAAGAAUCAGUUUUAACUGAUUAUAGCUUUAGUGUCAGUUUUUCAAUUUCACGUGUCAUAGCAUUAUAAACAUAAUAAAAAUUGGUUUGCAUAAUGGCACGCAGGUAUGAUACGCGUACGACGAUUUUUUCGCCAGAAGGACGUCUCUACCAAGUAGAAUAUGCAAUGGAAGCCAUAAGCCAUGCAGGUACUUGCCUUGGUAUCUUAGCAACUGAUGGCAUUUUAAUUGCAGCAGAAAGACGCAAUACGAACAAACUUUUAGACGAAGUAUUUUUCUCUGAAAAAAUUUACAAGCUUACAGAUGAUAUUGUUUGUUCUGUCGCUGGUAUCACUUCUGAUGCCAAUGUAUUAACAAAUGAAUUGCGCCUAAUUGCUCAACGUUAUCUUCUGCAAUACGGAGAACCAAUUCCUUGUGAACAACUUGUUACUUAUCUUUGCGAUGUAAAACAAGCAUAUACACAGUAUGGUGGAAAGAGACCAUUUGGAGUUUCGAUUCUGUAUAUGGGUUGGGACAAGCAUUAUGGAUACCAAUUAUAUCAGUCAGAUCCAAGUGGAAAUUAUGGAGGCUGGAAAGCAACUUGUAUUGGGAAUAAUUCUGCAGCUGCAGUGUCAUCAUUGAAACAGGAUUAUAAAGAUGGAGAGACAACACUGAAAGAUGCUAUGGCAUUAGCUAUAAAAGUACUUUCAAAAACCUUAGAUAUGAAUAAAUUAUCUGCGGAUAAAGUGGAAAUGGCAACCUUAACAAGGGAAAAUAACAAAACCAAGAUGAAAAUCCUUCCUGCCAACGAAAUUGAUGCCUUAAUCGCAGAACAUGAUCGUAUAGAAGCACUUGCUGAACAAGCAAAGAAAGAAAAACAAAAAUUAUAGAAAUAAAAUAUGUUAUGUACUGUAUCUUUCCUUGUGCAUUUCUGUUUAAAAAAUAUUAUCCUGGAAUUUCAUGAAUUUUUUUGUGUUUUUUAAUUUUCACAUACAUAAAAAAUCAGGGACUUUUUCAUGUAUCGCAUUCGGUACUAAAAAGAAGAGGUACACUAAUAAGAGAUAAACAUAAA